Messenger RNA from Lichtheimia ornata, 1380 nucleotides. RefSeq lists its product as uncharacterized. The transcript is spliced from 7 exons. The record is from RefSeq and is a predicted model, not a curated record. Bases 1 to 1380 code for a protein of 459 amino acids. Gene Ontology annotation, biological process: protein phosphorylation. Gene Ontology annotation, molecular function: protein serine/threonine kinase activity; ATP binding. Lineage: Eukaryota; Fungi; Mucoromycota; Mucoromycetes; Mucorales; Lichtheimiaceae.
AUGGGAGCAGUGUGCUGCAAAGGGGAGGAACUUGAUUUCUCGAAUCAAGUUGAGCUUUUCCAUUUCUAUCUACUACGGGUCAUUGGCAAAGGCGCAUUCGGCAAAGUCCACCUUGUCCAACACAAAGGCACCUUGCUCGAGUACGCCCUGAAAUGUAUUCACAAGGACAAAUGCGUCGAACUUCGAGCAGCCAACAACAUGAUUUCCGAACGACGUUUAUUAGAACGCAUCAACUAUCCACUCAUUGUCAAUUUGCGAUACGCCUUCCAGGAUGAUGACCACUUGUUCAUGGUUCUCGACCUUAUGCUUGGCGGUGACCUUCGAUUCCAACUUGAACGCAACGGCCCACUCAGUGAACUUCAAGUACGCUUUUAUGUCGCCGAGAUUGCUCUCUCACUAGCGUAUUUACAUCGACGACGCAUUGCUCAUCGCGAUCUUAAACCAGACAACAUCUUGUUGGACGAGGACGGCCAUGCUCAUCUCAGUGAUUUCAAUAUUGCUACACAGUUCAAUGAUAAGCGACCCCUGCGAUGGUCAAAAGCAGGCUCAUUAGCAUAUAUGGCACCAGAGACUUUGGAUAAGCGUGGUUACUCUACAUCCGUGGAUUGGUGGAGUUUGGGUAUUAUGGCAUAUGAAUUACUCUUUGGCAAGCGCCCAUUUGCAGGUUCAACCAGUGACGAUGUUGUGGACGCCAUUCUCAAUGAUCCUCUUACUUUUCCGGAAGAUGCUCAGCAACAUGUGUCUGAAGAAUGUCUUGAUUUGAUAUCCAAGCUCUUGAACCGAUCGCCGUUUGAGCGUUUAGGCUGUGGCCCUGGAGGUUUUGACCAAUUCAAGGCACAUCCUUGGUUUCAUGGUUUGCAGUGGAAUCAGUUGGAGAACAAAGAAGCCACGCCGCCUUUUACUCCUAGUAAAAAGGAAUCUAAUUUCGACGCUGUUCAUGAGCUUGAAGAAUUAUUGCUAGACGGUGAACCUUUGAGACCACGAAAGCGAGCAUCAAAGUCAACAUUUUCAGAUGCUGAUACCUUAUCUGAAGCAGCACGUGCACGACAAUAUCUUGAAGAAAAGUUUUUACCGUUUGAUUGUACCAAGCAAGAGAGUUGGGGACAAUAUCGUCAUCAUCACCAUGACAGCAUUGAAGCGGAGACCAACUCAGCUGUACGAGGUGUAGUGACAGCAGCAGCAGCAGCAGCAGCAACAACAACCACAGCAGGGGAUGAAUCCCGAUUACUGCGACGUAUCGGAGGUGUGUUGAAUGAGCAUAUCGACAAUGCAAAGUAUCGUGGCCAGGGGUACAUGCCAGCCCCAGUUGAGAUGGAUGAAAGCGACGAUGCAAGUAUCACACGACUUUCGACAAAAGCAUUGGUGGAUAAGACUGUAUGA